Messenger RNA from Eimeria acervulina, 807 nucleotides. RefSeq lists its product as hypothetical. The coding region runs from base 1 to 807 and encodes 268 amino acids. Lineage: Eukaryota; Apicomplexa; Conoidasida; Eucoccidiorida; Eimeriidae. The transcript is spliced from 3 exons. The record is from RefSeq and is a predicted model, not a curated record.
AUGACGCCAUCUCCUCCAGUUGCUACUAGUCCGCCUCGAGGCUACUUUUUGCGUCGGCGCCCUCCGAAGGCUCGGCAACAGCAAGGCAACAGCAAACACCAGCAACCAGUAGCAGUAGCAGCUGCAGCAGCAGCAGAAGCAGCAACAGCAGAUGGACGUUAUGAAGGGAGAGCAAAAGUAGGCUCAGGAUCGGCCCGAUCUACCCUCCAGUCUAUUGUUCAGCAGCACGCGCCGAGCAGCAGCAGCAGAAGCAGCAGCAGCGAAUGCAGCAACAGCAGCAGCAACAGAAGCAGCAGCAGCAACUUGCCCCGGGACCAUGUUCUAGAGAGGGAAACCACUGCAGGAUCUGUAGCUUCUGGGGACAGCCUAAACUUAUCUGCUGCACCAGAAGCAGCAGCAGCAGCAACAACGACGAAAACCGCAGCAGCAUCAACAGCAGCAGGCGCAACAAGCACUGCAGCAGCAGCAGGUGGUGCUUUUGCAGGGAAGCAGAUGCAGCAGCUUUUCGCUUCAGUAAAGCAGCUUUUCUUUCCUUCUCAGUUUCAGGGAUGGAUGCUGCUGCUGCUGCUGCUACAGUUGGUUGCGCUUGUGUUGCUGAUGCAGCAGCAACAGCAGCUGUUGCUGCAGCGCGAAGAGCUGCAGCAGCAUGCGGUGUAUGGGCAGCUGGCCUUCCAGCAGCACCAAAAGCGCCUCCUCAACAGCCGCCGUUCCCGUAUAGGUACGCGGCAGCCGCAGCAGCAGCAGCAGGAGCAGCAGCAGGUUGGAUUUUUGUCUGUUUGUUUUGGCAUCCCGAAGAAAUAUAUUUGA